UGUCUUUCAGGCGAUGUUUCUACUGUGACGUAUAAUCUAGUGGACGGAACGCUUCUUCAACAACUGCAGCCACCUCGGUAGCUCGCUAGACAACAAAGUCGGAACAUUCAAGUUCUUUAGACAAUUUACUGGUUUAUUUGCCACUAUGAUUUAAACAUACUUAUGUGGAAACAACUAGCUACCCCAUUUAGUUAAAUAUUUACGUUGUAAGUCAACUUGCUGGCUGGUUAAGUUAGCACAAGUCUAGUCGCUAAUGCUAACAUCUCCGACCAUGAGCUCACUAAGCUACUCUCCUGCUGAAGAAGAGGUGGUCUGCUGGACGGAGAAAGAAGCUCUCGUGAAAGAGGAGGAGGGAGAAGAGGCUAUUACAAUACAAAAACAAGUAGAGGGUGAGGCUGUUACCGUGAAAGAAGAAGAGAAAGACGCCUUCAGAGUGAAAGAGCAGGAAGAUGUUACUGUGAAAGAAGAGGAAGAAGAUGUUACUGUGAAAGAAGAGGGGAAAUAUUCGGUUUUUGGAGUGGAGGAUGAAGUGAAAGAAGAUGAAGAGGUUUUUGGAAUGAAGGAUGAAGAGGGGGAGAUUACUGUCACAUUAGAGGAGGAUGAAGAAGAGAAGACUGGAGAUCUGAUUAACACCAGUAAAUGCAGAGAGAGACAGAACUACUGUGUAUCCUCUGGGGAGCCUCAACAACAUCAUGAUGCUGACAGGGCAGAGAAGAGUCUCUCCACAUCAGAACACCUCAAGAAACACCUGCGCAGAUCCACAAGGAACAGAUCUCACUGCUGUUCUGAUUGUGGGAAAUGUUUAAAAUCUUCAUCAGAACUUAAAAUACACCUGAUAAAUCACACGGGAGAGAAACCUUACUGCUGCUCUUACUGUGGGAAGAGUUUUACUCUGUCAACCCGCCUGAUAUCACACCAGAGAACACACACAAGAGAGAAACCUUAUAGCUGUGAUCAAUGUGGGAAGAGUUUUCCUCAGGACAGAACAUGGACGCAAUGCAAUUGGGAUCAAGAAGAAGAUCUUCUCAUAAAUGAAUCAAGUCCAUGGAAUGGAUAUAGACAAAAAUAUAAUUCAAGGACUAGCAGAGGUAGAGAGGCGAGGCAGGGGUGAGGACAUCAUCCUGCUAUUUUGACAGUCCUUGAAGGACAAUACAGAAGAGCACUGGAGACUACAGCAGCGAUCCUGCUCUUGCCCAACCUCUUCAAUGAGGACCCGAGUGGCCUUUAUGUCCGUGACAAGGUAUGCCUAUGCACCAAUCAUCUGUUUCUUCAUAAACAGAGGUGUGCAUGCUUAUAAAACUACAGCUGAACAUUUGUUAUGUUCUUUGUUAAUUGUAUGUGUAUUAAUCUUUUCUUACUUUUGUUGACACUGAUUUCACCGCUCUUCACUCCACAUCGGCGGAAAUCCAUUUCACCAUGAGAGUCAAAUCCCGCUGGCCUUUGAUGGGGAGAACAUCCACGCCCUCGAGGACGUCCCCAUGGGACUUGGGCCUCUGCUAGAGCAGAUUUUUUAAUUCCCCUUAAAUUUCACAAAUAUUUCAGAGAAUCACUUAUGUUGUUAAGUUACUGUGUUCUGGGGAGAAGAGAAGUUGGGGUGAAGUUACCAGGGCCGGUCAUAAAGAUGGCAAAAUUCCUAACAUAACUAAGUGGAUACGAUAUACAUACUAAAGCUGAAAAUUCUGUAUUUAGCAUCAUGUCUACAAUAUUGUUAGUUUACCUAUGAUUCAUUGUUAAUGUAUGUUGUUUUUAUUGUACAUCAUUAUUUAUGAUUUUCUUUAAAUGUCAUGAAAAGCACUUUACAAAGUAAUUUUAUGAUUUAUUAUGGUCUGACAUGUCUGCAGAAAUGUUGUAAUUUUGUAGUGUGUUUUGUUUGGUAAAUUAUUUUGUAAAUAUUAAUUCAAAUUUGUGGAGCCACCAAAUAAACAAUGAAUUAUUUAAAUCAA
Oncorhynchus kisutch (coho salmon) is the source of this 1943-nucleotide messenger RNA. RefSeq names its product zinc finger and SCAN domain-containing protein 16-like. The record is from RefSeq and is a predicted model, not a curated record. The coding region runs from base 254 to 1111 and encodes 285 amino acids. NCBI's taxonomy places the organism in Eukaryota, Metazoa, Chordata, Actinopteri, Salmoniformes, Salmonidae. Gene Ontology annotation, biological process: regulation of transcription by RNA polymerase II. Gene Ontology annotation, molecular function: DNA-binding transcription factor activity, RNA polymerase II-specific; RNA polymerase II cis-regulatory region sequence-specific DNA binding. The transcript has 5 exons.